AUGGCUCCAACGGACGAUGAUAUAUUUGCAGAUCAAUUGGCUCAUGUGCAACGCGCACAUCUUGACGCUAACGAUAUAUUUGGUGGCCCGGAGUUCAUGGACCGAGCUGCGUCGUUCUGCAAUUUACAGGUGACAGACGACUCGGCAUCCGAUACAGGUCUUGCAUUUGUCACAAAGGCGAGCUCCAUGUUGCCGUUCGAUGUGCACGUAACAGAGAAAGCCUUCUGGAGGGUCUUUGCGGAAGAAGGACCGAGUAAAAUGAGCUAUUUCCAUGAGGAAAGACUCGCGACGGACAAUCUAGUGGCUCGCUCUUAUGCUCUUGAGUUUAAACCUGGCUCGUUUCAAACAAACGUGCGGGGCAAGCAGACGUACCGCAAGUACGUUGACAACGACUGCGUUUUGAUCAUGUGGAAGUCGCGUACUGAACCAAUAGAGAUCAACGGCGUCAAGCUCAGUGGACUGAGAUGCAAUCAGGUCGGUUGGAUUGUACUGCGAGGCGUCAAUCUUCCAGCUGAAGAUGUACAAUCUGGACUCAUUGAUACGUCGAACAUUAUGAUGUCGACUUCCCUACAGUCUUACUGUAAGAUGACGCUCGACCUGCAAGAUGAUAUUGCCGACCAAGAGCUGCAAGUCGGAGCGCUAACGAAUUUCGUGGUGAAUUCGCAUGAUGUCAUCACGGAUGUUUGUGGAAAGCUCAUAAAUCAAGUGCUCGUUGAAGAAGAUUGGAAUCUCAACGGCUGGCUGGACAAUCUGGCCCUGUAA
This is a messenger RNA of Phytophthora infestans T30-4, 762 nucleotides long. RefSeq lists its product as uncharacterized. The coding region runs from base 1 to 762 and encodes 253 amino acids. The record is from RefSeq and is a predicted model, not a curated record. The transcript has a single exon. NCBI's taxonomy places the organism in Eukaryota, Oomycota, Peronosporomycetes, Peronosporales, Peronosporaceae.